Serendipita indica DSM 11827 is the source of this 4524-nucleotide messenger RNA. NCBI's taxonomy places the organism in Eukaryota, Fungi, Basidiomycota, Agaricomycetes, Sebacinales, Serendipitaceae. The record is from the annotation of a GenBank genome assembly.
AUGCCUCCAGAUCCUGUGGGCACUCGGGUGACCGGCAUUAUGCAGAAGGGACGCACGAACUCUGAGAUGCAAUGGAUCCAAGAGAGCGGGCAGGACGUCAGGAUCCAGGAAAUGCCUGCAUCUCCUGUGAUUCCCGCGAUAUCUCCGACAGACCUUGCGUUUGAUCCCGGCGUUAGGACUACCGCUGCACCUUUGACUCCGACAGCUGAUGCAUUUCGCGCACUUUACCAUCAUGACUCAGGUCCCAAUACACCGCUCACUUCUUUUUCAUCCGCUUCUAGUCUGGAGGCGUCAGACACAUCUGCUUCAGUUCCUCAUACUGCCUUCAGCUCUGUAGACUCCAUUUACUACCUUGCAAGUCCACGAGACCAACCGACUAGCUACCCAACAUCGACGCAAUCAUCCCAGUUGUGGUCAGAACCCGGGGCCGCUAGCCGUUCCCGUUUUCGACACCCUUCGUACCAAAACCAACCUUCCGACAUUGCGUCUAGGUCCGCACCAGAUUUAAAUGCGCCGCUGCUAUUUGGACCGGAGAACCUAGCAUUCAAUUCGAGAGCUAGCUUUCUCUCUCCUGAAACUCCAAUAUACCCUCUACAUCAACCUGCUCAUUCAUCUCCGUCUCUCCUUGAACAACCUUUUGCAAGAGUUCAUAGUCCUUAUCCCUCUCACCCAGCACAAUGGGGAUCAGCAUUUGGACGGCCAGGACAUCAUGUCAACAUGACGAACAGGAGCGAACCAUUGGAGGAUGUUUGGAUUCGGCAAGGUCAAAAUCAUCCUGUGCAAGUGCCAGGUUCGACUACAAGCAGUCAAGGCACCCUGCCAGGUGCACCUCUCGGGGCUCACCAGCCGACACCCUUUCCAUCGAGUCCUUUCAGACCACCCGUUAGUAUACCUUUUUGGGCUCCAAGAACAUUCCUCGGGACUUCCAUUGCACGAGACGCAAUGCUUGCAUAUGCCCAUCAGCUAUAUAAUGCAUCAACAGACUCUGGAGGGCUCACGUCUAUCCCACUGCCGUCAGAAUCGACAAAUAAUCCGCCUACUGACGCGCAACAUCGGCAACUCUUCAAUCUGCUCAACGCAAUUCGCAGCCAACAUCCGAACCACCUGCCAACGCUGUUGCUCUUGAGCUGCGCUCAAUUCUCAGCCAAGGAAUAUGACCAAUCUCAAGAGACGUGUAAUACUAUUCUAUCUAUGGACCCAAAUUACGUUGAGGCCAUGUCGAACAUGGGGAUGGUCAUGAAGGCCAAGGGCGCCUACAAGGAAGCGGAAGCGCUUUGGAUCAAGGCAAUUCAUCUCCGACCAACUUAUUGGGACGCUAUCGAUAAUCUGGUCCAUGUAUUGUGUGAACCUCAACCCUCUUUGGACGGCAGCAUGCUUGUUCCAAGAUACGACAAAGCCUUGGAGAUACUUACCUACGUUCUCAACAUUCUAAUCCGCCCGGAUGGCCUUAUACUCGUAUUGAUUCCCCAGGCCCACAUACAUAGGCUCCAGAACCUCUUGUUUACUCGGGGAAACCUGCGUGGCAUUACAGGCUCCAUCGGUGCAGGUAUCGAUGACUAUACGACAGCCUUGGAGCUCGUCUUUAGGGCCCCCGGAUCCGUUGAGUCUGGGAUGCCUCUCCACUUGGGAGACGUCGUCAUGGCCGUAACAGUCAUCGGGCUGCUAGCAAGCCACGAUCCCGAGUCACCGGCCCUUAGAGAGAUCAGCCAUGCUUUGUCCAUCGAUUACUCGCGUUUCACCAUGCACAUGCUCGAACGUAGCGUUGAUUGGCUCAUCCUCGUUCAACGUGCCAGGUCACAGCUCCUUGCGGCAUUACUUGAGAUUGGAGAUGGUGCGCUGCCAAUAGUGUUACUCACUCCGGAGAUGGUAGCUCGUAUACCCAGCGCACUGUUCAGUGCAUUUGCGCACAAGCUACCUGGGUUGUGCACUCGACAAUCGUACGAAGAUCUGUGGAGAGCGUCUCCAGCUCUUCCAGACAAUGGAUCAGGGGCAAAAGGUGAUAUCGUGGUCAACAACGCUCACAUUCCUCGGAGUACGUCUCUUGUCAUCAUACUCUACUACAUGGCGCUAGCUCUACACCCAACUGCAUCCACCUACAAUAACCUCGGGAUCAUCUUCUAUACCACCCAAGAUGUUGCCACAACAAUCAACGCGCAUGGACAGCGAGAGUUCAUUACCGGAUCUCUGCUGGCGUUGCAGUACUACAAGAAGGGGCUCACGCUCGACCCAAACCAUCCGCAUAUUUUGACCAAUUAUGGUUCUCUUCUUAAGGAUCAAGGCAGGUCUCUCGACGCCAUCAGCAUGUACAAACGAGCUUUGCAAAUCAAACCCGACUUUGAGAUUGCACUCGCCAACAUCGCGAAUGUUAUCAAGGACACUGGAAAGAUAAAAGAGGCUAUCGAGUACUAUCAGAGGGCCCUCCUGCUUUCUUCAUUACUCCCAGAUGUCGUCUGUGGAUACGUAAAUGCCAUGGCUUCUAUAUGCGACUGGAGGGGUGGCAGAGGGGCGAUCGGAAAUGAGCCAAUUGUUGACGAUCACUUUCACCUGAUUCAGCGCUCAAGCAGGGACGACCGCACCCCCAGCGGGUGGAUGGGUAGACUGGAGGAGACUGCUAGGAAGCAGCUCAACGAGGUAUAUGCCGCGAAUUCUGGACUUUUGCGCAGAUUUGGCAGCCCGGAAUACUGGUUCAGUCUUGUGGAGACAGCAUAUGGUGACGGAAUAACGGCAGGCGAACGACAGAAGUGGACGUUUCUUAUUGGUUACUACUAUACCGAAUUCAGCCGCACCGAGAAAGCUGUUAACGAGCUGGCCGUAAUCAUUUGCCUCAUGGAAGCUCUAAAUCGAGUGCUUCAAAGACGUUGCUAUGGAGAAACCCUCGAUGGAAGAGCAAGUAAUGUCGGAGAAAAUACCAACCUGUCCUCCGGUCACUACCUACGCCUUCGCCUUCCUCGGGCUUUAGGUUCACCAGCGGUACCCGCUCUGCUUCCUUUUCACUGCUUUCCCCAUGCCCUUGAUGUCCGGGUGACUCGCUUGGUCGCUCAUCGAAAUGCCUUGAAGAUAUCCUACUCCGCAUUGACAUCAUCUUGGUUACCUAAGGCUGUGCACACACCCCCUCCCCCUCCCGCAGGACGAUUGAAUAUCGGAUACGUAUCUAGUGACUUCAACAAUCAUCCACUCGCUCAUCUGAUGCUCUCGGUCUUUAAACUGCAUGAUCGCCAACGCUUUAGAGUGUUCGUGUACGCUACUUCGGUUUCCGACAAUUCCUAUUACCGACAGCGUAUCGAACAAGAUGCUCAAAUCUUUCGUGACGUAUCCAAGCAAUCCACCGAGUUUAUCGUAAACCAAAUCAUCAACGAUCAAAUCCAUAUCCUAAUCAACUUGGGAGGUUAUACAAGGGCAGCGAGAAACGACAUUUUUGCCGCAAGACCCAGUUCGCUACAAGUGUCAUUGAUGGGUUAUGCCGGCACGUCAGGGGCUUUUUGCGAUAAGCAAGCAUGUCCAAAGGAGGCAUUUGGCUCGUAUCGCGCUGCAGUUCGGAGGCUCAGACGGGAGUACGAGCCUGUAAUUCACCAAGAUGGAUCUCUGCGCGAGGUUCUCGAGGAGUAUGUGGACCCAGAAUCCUUGGACAUGAGUUGGGCUUUGACCGAAAAGUACAUCCAUUUACCGCACUCUUACUUCGUCACCGACCAUCGGCAAGCCUUUCGCGAGGAACAUCUCGAGCCACAUUUGGAUCCAAACCAAAGGUGGCUGACAGAGGAGAAGUUACGAGCCAAGCUUCGGCAAGAGAUCUUUCCCGAUCUCAAUGAGAGCACAGUGAUAUUCGCCUGCUUCUCUCAGAUAUACAAAAUCUGUCCAGCCGCUUUCAUAAUCUGGAUCCGCCUUUUGCAACGAGUACCAAACAGCAUCCUAUGGCUCUUGCGGUUUCCCGCUGCUGGAGAGGAGCACCUUAUGAGGACUGCGCUACUCUGGGGUGGUCAUGAGAUUGCCUCUAGAGUAAGGUUCACAAAUAUUGCUCCCAAAGAGGCUCAUAUUCGGCGAUGUCGAGUGGCUGAUUUAGUAUUGGACACCUUUCAGUGCAAUGCGCACACCGUUGCUACCGAUGUCUUGUGGUCCGGCACGCCACUGCUUACUCUGCCGAAGGAGCCAUAUAAGAUGUGCAGCAGGGUCGCGUCGAGUAUCGCAUUGGCAACAGGGUUUGGAGAGAGUAUGAUAGUGGCUAAUGAGCGCGAAUACGAGGAAAGGGCCGUAUCCCUGGCAUGUAGCAUCUCUUACCGGGACGAAGUGAAUUCGGACGGUACUACAGACCGUAGAGGUGUAGGAGAGCUCAUGGAGCUGCGCAAAAACCUGAUCCUCAAUCGGGAUAGGAUGCCCUUGUUCGACACCGCUCGGUGGACACGCAAUCUCGAAAAGGGAUUCGAAGAGAUCUGGCGGCGCUGGGAGGACAGCUGCAAGCCACCCUGGACCGCGAAAGAUGAGGAUGGAGGAGUCACUGUAUCUGAUAGCCAGCCUUUCUUUAGUGGAUAA